Messenger RNA from Hydra vulgaris (swiftwater hydra), 1653 nucleotides. RefSeq names its product RUS family member 1. NCBI's taxonomy places the organism in Eukaryota, Metazoa, Cnidaria, Hydrozoa, Anthoathecata, Hydridae. The record is from RefSeq and is a predicted model, not a curated record.
AUUUCAUAUUUUUAGGUAAUUUUUAGGAUUUAGAUGUCUAGUAAAGUUUUGUGUUAUGAAAGUUAUGGGUCAAACGAAGAAAAAAUAGUUUAUUACGAAGAUGGUUUUUGUAAAAAAACAAAAAAUUUAUCAGUGAUAGGUUUUUAUACAACUUUAAAGUUAUUAUUUCAAAAUGUUUUUCUUCCUCAAGGAUUUCCAGAAAGUGUCAGUGAAGAUUACUUACGUUAUCAGCUUUGGGAUACACUGCAAGCCUUUUGUUCCUCUAUAACUGGAAUGCUUGCUACUCAAGCUAUGUUGAAAGCUUAUGGUGUGGGUGAUAAUACAGCAACAGUUACUGCUGCCACAAUUACAUGGAUGUUAAAAGAUGGUGCAGGAAUGAUUGGUCGCAUUCUGUUUGCAUGGAAAAAGGGAACUCAGUUAGAUUGUGAUGCAAAAAGAUGGAGGUUGGUAGCAGACGUUUUAAAUAAUUGUGCAAUAAUGCUAGAUUUGGUUGCUCCUUUGUUCAAACAAUAUUUUGUAUUGAUAGCAUGCUUAUCAAGUGUUGCUAGAUCUAUAGUUGGUGUGGCUGGAGGAGCAACACGUGCUGCCUUAACACUUCAUCAAGCACGCCGAAACAACAUGGCUGAUGUUUCAGCUAAAGAUGGGAGUCAGGAAACUCUUGUUAAUUUGAUGGCAUUAUUUGCUGGUUUUUUAAUCACUCCUUUAGUUGUGGAUAAUCUUUUCCUUACAUGGUACUUCUUCUUGGUUUUUACAUUUUUACACUUGUAUGCAAACUAUCAAGCUGUUUCUACAGUUGUAAUGGAAACAAUUAAUCUCCCAAGAUUGCAUAUCUUGGUAAAGCAUUACUUUAUUUAUGGAAAAGUUUUAACCCCAAAGGAAGUAAACAAGGUUGAUCCUGUUUUACGAAGACCUGGUUUUAAAUGCAGUGUACAUCUUGGAUGUCAAUAUGCAGAUGUUUUAAAAUGUGACGAAAUACUUGAUCUACCUGGAUUUAGUUUGGGGUAUAACAGUAAAACCUCCACGAUACAUGUUUCGCUAUAUAAAGAUACUUCAGAGCAUGAAGUCUUGCAAAGUUCAUUCCUUGCUAUGCUUGUGGAUUUGUCAUUGAACAAAAAUAUAAACACAUCGCAUACCAAAAACGAGAAUUUGUAUCUUUAUUUAUGGGAAAACACUAUUGCCACCAAGUGUUAUAACCGCGUGGAAAUGGAAAGAAUUCUUAAAAACUUUUUUCCAACAUUCAUUAAUGAUUUAAAAGUGGCAGGCUGGGAUUUAUCGAGAUGUCAUUUAGGAGUCGAUGAAUGGAGGGUUGUAUUUGCUGAUAAAACACAAUGAAUUUUUUUACGAAUUGGUAUUCAGUAGUUUGUCAUCGAUGUCGUGAAUUGUAUUAUUUCAUUAUACAAAUUUAAUAAGUUGCUGACGGUUUUUAACAAUCCUGAAAUUUUUGGAUUAAUCCGACGAUGCAGAGAAUAAACAAUUUGGGCAUAAGACAAAAAAAUAGUUCCUUUAAUAGUUUCCACAUAAUUUUAUUUAAAUAUUUUCGAAAGUAAAAUAGCAUGAGUUUAUUAACGAAUAUCAGUAUUACUAUUAAAAGUGUUUUUUUAACAGCAAAAUUUGUCAGCACCUAAUCGAGAAGUAGUUUGAACGAUGAAGUUA